Molecule: messenger RNA, 2242 nt
Organism: Thunnus maccoyii (southern bluefin tuna)
Lineage: Eukaryota; Metazoa; Chordata; Actinopteri; Scombriformes; Scombridae
Gene: hoxc10a
Product: homeobox C10a
Exons: 3
Coding region: 99-1091 (330 amino acids)
Biological process (GO): regulation of transcription by RNA polymerase II
Cellular component (GO): nucleus
Molecular function (GO): RNA polymerase II cis-regulatory region sequence-specific DNA binding; DNA-binding transcription factor activity, RNA polymerase II-specific
Source: RefSeq, a predicted model, not a curated record
UUGCACCCCCCUCCAAAAGAUGUCAGCAUCCUACUGUCCUUAUUCUCCUGGAGAAAUCCUGUAGUUCAGACCAGCAACUGUGUUGCCAAAAGCAAAAAAUGUCAUGUCCGAAUAACAUAGUGCCGGGUAACUUCCUGAUGGAUUCCUUAAUGGGAGGAUCAUCUUCCUUCAGGGGUGAGGGUUAUUCCAGCAACCCGGGAAUGUACAUCCACACAGCUGCAGAGUACGGAUAUUCAGUGAUGAGAAACAUUGGGAAGGUUGGACCAUCUUCACUCUCCAAAAGAGACGAGGUUCCUCCGGGCGGUCUUCCGCCCAGCGGCUUCCAGGAUGCGCCCUACCUGUCAACACAGCUGGCCACAUGGACUCCAGGCUCCAAAACCAGUAGAGACGAACAACCUGUUGCCCAGUGUUUACAACCCUGCUCGUUUCCAGCGGGCAACGUCAAAGAGGAGGCGUUUUGUUGCCUCUAUCAGGAUGACAGCAAUAAGGGGAAACAGACAACAGAGUCGGCCACUUACAUCCGGCUUGGGGACAAUAGCUGCCGGCCUGAGCAAACUGCCGCCUCGUCCAGCGGCUGUUUCCAGGUGUACAACGGAGAGAGGCCGCAGCAAGACGACCAGCAGUUCCCCUCCGGCUUCUCUCUGACCCACUUGGCGACAUCUGUUGAAUCAGCAGCAGAAUCGACAAUAAGUUGCAGCAAAUCGACACAGCAGACAGCGAGGGAGGUUUUAAAGGCAGAUGAGAGUCAGAGCAGGAAGGAAGAGAAGGCCAAGACUGACAGCUGUUCAGAUAACUCGGACGGGGAAUUAAAAGAUGAUUUAUCCGCGGAAAAGACAACGGGAAGCUGGUUAAAAGCCAAAAGUGGAAGGAAGAAGCGGUGUCCCUACACAAAGCACCAGACCCUGGAGCUGGAAAAGGAGUUCUUGUUCAACAUGUAUCUGUCUCGGGAGCGCCGCCUGGAGAUCAGCCGGAGUAUCAACCUGACCGACAGACAGGUCAAGAUCUGGUUCCAAAACAGACGCAUGAAGCUCAAGAAGCUCAACAGGGAGAGCCGCGAAAGGGAGCACAGUGGAGUUUACAACUACUCCUGAAGUGAUUUUCUACAUACAGACACACACACACACACACACUCACACAGACACACACACACACACAUAGACACAUGCACACACAUACACCUGCAAAUACAUGUAAUGACAAAUAUAGACAUACAUGCAUGUGUCAUCGUUAAAUUCAUUCAAUAAUAAUUAAUCAGAUUCGUUUUUAUGUACACACACAAACACACACACACACACGGCGUGCCUUCCUAUUUGAACUCUAAAACGCUGCAUCCUGCAGACUUGACCAGGUGAACACUUUGCAGCAACAUUUGGAACAAUGAGGUCCAAUUACCUUGCAUUGAUAAUUAUAAUAUGACAUGAACGAAACGAUUGCAGAAAGGCAGUCUCAAGCAGUCUAUAACUAACUCUUGGCAUGUAAACAGUCUCACUUUGCUGAGCUAUAAUGAAUGUUUUGCCACUUUGUGCAGCUUCUCAGUUUCUGUCUGUUGCUGUGGCAUAUCCCUGCCGUGUAAUGUGCAUGCACAAGACGAUAUUAAGCUUUGUCAUGGCAAACGAUUCCAAAACAACAAAAGGAGGGGGAAAACGGAAAGGUAUUACCAACUUUGUCCUUCCCCUGGCAUAGUGGUGGAAAUGAGAGGGAGGGAGAGACACUGCGGAUGAGAGAAGGAGAUCAUGGCAGUUUUAAUAGAAGUGAGAGACCAUAACGUUGAUUUAAAUAUUAUCCAGGUGACCACAGUAAGUCAAGGUCAUAAAAUUCUAAUGUCAGUUUCGCCCUGGAAAGCGUUGGGGGUGGAUUUUAUGAUCUGCAAAUAUAAUGUGCUGCAGCAGUAAAGAUGCGUUUAAAGGUGUGUGUGGAGGAGGGCUAAUCCACACAGCAGAGACUGCAAUGUGCAGGAUCCAGCCGAGGCGCUGGGCUGGAAGGUAGCAGCCGCCUCCACCCGGGGGAUAAUGGAGCUUCAUGGGAGCAGGAGAUAAGAAAGAUGGUGGAUAAAGGGGGGACAGCGACCGCAACGGCUGCAAGAACAAUAACAAGCAUCACGGCAAACACGUGGAUAACUAAAGGCACCGGGAAGGCGUAUGCAGGAGGCAAGUUAAGAUAACCCAGUGGCAAAUUGGAUACAUGCCCGCUCCACAAGGAAGAAGCGAUGCCCUUACACAAAGUACCAGACUCUCGAACUGGA